Molecule: messenger RNA, 1512 nt
Organism: Talaromyces stipitatus ATCC 10500
Lineage: Eukaryota; Fungi; Ascomycota; Eurotiomycetes; Eurotiales; Trichocomaceae
Product: allantoate permease, putative
Exons: 7
Coding region: 1-1512 (503 amino acids)
Biological process (GO): transmembrane transport
Cellular component (GO): membrane
Molecular function (GO): transmembrane transporter activity
Source: RefSeq, a predicted model, not a curated record
AUGAGCUCGCCAACGCUUCAAAAACCUCCGGCGGACGUCUUGUCUCAGACAGAGCCUGUCUCUGAUGGUGAUGCUACCGGAUUAGACUCCGAUAUUGUCGUGGACUGGGAUCAUCGGGAAGAAGCCAGCGUCAGGCGCAAAGUCGAUUUUAUCUUAUUACCUAUUCUGGGCCUGGCCUUCUUCUCUCUGCAGGUCGACCGUGGGAAUAUCAGUGCCGCGCUGACAUCCACCAUUACAACCGACCUGGGCAUCACCACCAAUCAGAUCAACGUCGGAACUCAGUUACUGUCCGCCGGCAUCGUUCUAACUGAAAUACCUUCGAACAUCAUCUUGCAACGUGUUGGUCCUCAGAGAUGGUUAUCUGCUCAGUUGUUCGCCUGGGGACUUGUCGCUACAUUCCAGGCAUUUAUCAAGUCAUAUCCUGCAUAUCUGGUUACAAGACUUCUUUUGGGCUUGCUUGAGGGAGGGUUCAUUCCAGGAGCACUCUAUUAUAUAUCAACGUGGUACCGAAAAAGCGAGACCAGUCUUCGGAUUAGUCUGUUCUUCUUUGGCCAGAUAUUCGCGGGCGCAACGACAAGUCUCAUCUCUGCUGGACUCCUUAAGAUUGCCGGAAAGGGUGGAUUGGCGGGUUGGCAAUGGAUUUUCCUGGUCGAAGGAUUGAUCACCAUUUUCGCCGGAAUCGUCUUCGUCCUUUUCCUGCCUCCUCGAGUCGGCGAUGGACGUCCGCUUGUAUCUUUCGGGCGAUGGAGCUACUUUAACGAACGAGAAUCACGCAUUAUCAAGGACCGUGUGAUAAUCGAUGACCCUAUCAAGGCUCGCGGCCACAUCCGGAUCACUGGAAAAGAUAUCCUUAGAACCGCUCGAAACCCACGGAUCAUUCAGCACCUGUUCAUCACACUGGUAUCGAUGUCUGCCGUACAAGGGCUAACGCAAUACACGCCUUCAAUGAUCAAAUCGCUCGGGUUCAGCGCUGUGCGAGCUAAUGCCCUAGCCUCAGUGCCGAUAUACUGCUUCAUGGUUUUGCUGAUUCUUCUUUCAUAUUUAUGUGACAAAUUCGGUCAUCGUGGACCAGCAGUUCUAUUCGGCGCAACCUGGAAUCUAAUUACCUACGUCUGUUUCCGACAAACGUCUCGUCGUUCCUCCAGAUGGCACAGAUACGGAGUCAUUGUAGCUGCAGAUCUGUUCUAUGCUGGCGUACAUGUCUUGAACGUCGGCUGGCUUUCUGUAUAUUGCAAGACGCCCCAGGAGCGCAGUGUUGCCAUGGCGCUGAUCGUCAUGGCCGCAAAUUGCUCGGGUAUCUCUGGUUCGCAGAUCUUCCGAACUUCAGAUGCACCUCUAUACCGUCAUGCUUUGACGGCUAUCUGUGCCCUGGCAGGCGCUGCUUGGUUACAAAUUGUUGCACUAUGUCUUCAAACGUGGUAUUCCCAGGUGAAAAAGAAGAAACAAUAUACUGAGAAAACGAACGAGGCGGACGUCAAGAUUGCCACUUCGACUCCCUCGCCGGAGUCUUGA